Lytechinus pictus (painted urchin) is the source of this 1736-nucleotide messenger RNA. RefSeq lists its product as uncharacterized. NCBI's taxonomy places the organism in Eukaryota, Metazoa, Echinodermata, Echinoidea, Temnopleuroida, Toxopneustidae. The record is from RefSeq and is a predicted model, not a curated record. The transcript has 7 exons. Bases 54 to 1418 code for a protein of 454 amino acids.
UUUAAGACAACGCCCAACUCGAAGAGGUCAUUCUGCAAGCUUGCCACUGAAGAAUGAAGUGUACCAUGACGGUUAAAGGAUUUUGGCAUAUUUUUGUGCUCAUCAUCCUCUCAUCAUUUAUUCAAUCGAAUGUUGCUCAGAUAUUCAUCGGUGAUAACACCUCACCGGGAAUUCUCUAUGCUCCACUACCGGAACCCAGGGAUGACAACAACAUCUUGGAGUCGCGCUUUACUCUGAUACCUCUUGCUGAUGACAGCACCGUAUCGGGGAUCGACUACGACCCAGGGAAUGAUAUGGUAUACUGGAGCGAUUUCAGCAAUGAUCAGAUAUGUCGGAUCCCCACUGAUGGAGAGAGUCCCCAAGAAGUAAUAAUAUCGACAUCCAGUCCACAUACCAUCGCUCUUGAUCUUGGGAAUGGGAAAAUCUUCUGGUCGAUGUACAAUGACGCAUCUCUCUCAAUGGCCAAUCUAGACGGUAGCUCCGUAGAUACAAUUUACACUUAUGAAGGAUUUAAGCAACCUACUUUGAUCAUGUGGGACCCCUUCUCUGAGUACGUUUUCUGGACGGCACGCUUCGCUAACGAAGUUGCGAAAUUACACCAGAAUUCCAACGACACGGGGGUGGUGAUACCCGUUACUGCAGAAGCAAUGGCUCUGGAGCGGUGUGCUGAUGAUACUACCCGUUUGUUUUACUACACGAAUUACACUAAAUUGGGCGUCAUCAAUGCUGACGGGAGCGAGGAUCACACAAUCGAGGUAUUUUCCACCCCAUCUCUGGGCGAAUCCCUCAUUAGCAAGUAUGGAAGCAAGCUACUCUGGGUGGGUAUGGGAUUCGAUCAAGAGUUCAGCAUAUACGAGUACGAUCUGAAGUUCUCUUCUCUCACCCUACGUAACACGUCGGUGACUCUACAUGACGGCAGUUCAUAUACCAUCAAAUCUCUAGGAACAUUACGGGUCAUUUCAAACACUCCAUAUGACCAACCAGUUGCCAUAGAAGGAUGUCCUGAGAACAUCGUAGCUGUGAUUGACGACAACGCCACAAACGCCGUUAACACAUCGUCGGUCAACUGGACUGAACCUGUUUUGAACAGUUGGUCCAGCUGUCCUAUAAUGAACUUCCUAGGACCAGGAACUAAUGGCGGGGAUUACCCUGUUGGCAUAACCGAGGUUUCCUAUCAAGCAACAGAUGCGGCAGGAAACAGCGAUAGAUGCACAUUUAUAGUGACGGUUCGAAGGGGCUCUGAUGUAGCGGUUCUCACAGACGCACCACCGGUUCACACAGAUGCACCAAGCACUAAACGUGGUUGUGUUCGCUCUCAUUCUGGUGGCGUCACUAUAUCUUCAAGUUUUUCAACCAUGGCCAUUGCCCUCACCGUCUACUUCUCAGUCGGACAUGUCGGAAAAUCCGUGCUGACAUAGGUUAAGAAGCAACCAAAUAAUCUCCAUCCUCUUCAUGUAAACUAAUUAGAGGCCAGCCUAUAAGCAUGUACUGCCAAAAAAAUGAUAUUAUAAACCUUCCAGCGGCUACCCUAAGGAGAACGAGGGAUAAUCGUUCGCAAUUAUUAACCCCAAGUAUUAAAAAAAGGAAACAAGAAAAGGGGGAAAGGGUCGAUAAAUGUAUCGAGAAGAGAUGUUAUAAUGAACUUGCUAUAUAGUUGUCUUGGUUAUAGAUAACAAUUAUCAAACUUGCCUUUCGAAAUAAAUGUUUCACAAUAUCCUGUAUGUAUUCCGCCCUCU